AUGAUCCGAAAGAGGGCAGCAUCUUUGGGCCCUGUUCGCCUGUUUGAUUUUGAGCUGGAAGUGGCCUCCAUUGUUGGUGGACCUCCCAAUGCUAUGGGUCAGCCCCUUACCAUGGACCAAGCGAAGAAGCGAAUUUUUGGGUUCCUUUUGAUGAAUGAUUGGUCAGCAAGAGACAUUCAGAAGUGGGAAUAUGUACCACUAGGUCCCUUUACGGCGAAGAAUCUUGGAACAACCUUGUCACCUUGGAUUGUCACUGCAGAAGCCUUGCAGGCCUUUGUUGGGACAACAUCUGCCGGUCCAGAGCAGGCGGAACCCACUCCACUUGAGUACUUGCAAGACCCAGCUUAUUCCUCUUAUGACAUUCAACUGCAGGUGCAAAUUCAGGGGCGAAACAUGACAGAGCCGCAUACUGUAUGCACCUCCAACUUUCUGAACCUGUAUUGGAACGCCGCCCAGCAAUUGGUCCAUCAUUCGGUUACUGGAUGUGUUAUGAAUCCAGGAGACCUGCUUGGAAGUGGAACCAUCAGCGGCCAAACCGACCGCGCCUUUGGAAGCAUGUUGGAAUUGAGCUGGAAAGGAACCAAGGAAGUACCGGUGGGUGAAGAGAAACGCAAAUUCCUUCAAGAUGGUGACACGGUCAUCAUGAGGGGAUGGUCCAGCAAGUCAGGUCAUGGUCGUGUCGGUUUUGGAGAGUGCAGCGGCAAAGUGCUACCAGCAAAGCUUCCCGCAGACUUCACCAAUGGGCACAGCGCAGCCACAACAGUCACGUCACGCUAUCAAAACCUCAAGCUGUACUCGUACUGGCGAUCAUCGUCGUCUUGGAGAGUCCGCAUUGCAUUGAAUACUAAGGAACUUGCCUACGAGGUGAUUCCCAUUGACUUGAAAACGGGCCAACAAAGAGAUGAAUCAUUCCUGGCAAAGAAUCCCAUGGGCCAAGUGCCCGUUUUGGAAUACACCGAUACGGAGACUGGUCAGACACACUACCUGUCACAAUCCGUGGCCAUUUUGGAGUUUCUGGACCAGGUGGCUCCCACCAAAAAGUCUCUCAUGCCCCGGAAUGCUCAUGACCGUGUCGCCGCGACCGAAAUGGUGGAAUUGAUCAAUGCUGGCAUUCAGCCCCUUCAGAAUGCUCCCAUGUUGAAAAAGUUGGAGAAAGAAUCCGAGGGCAAGAUUACGGCGGAAGAGUUUGCCCGCCAGCACAUUGUCAAAGGUCUCAAGGGUUUGGAGCAACUUGUGGCAAAACGCCGCGAGCAGUAUGGCGGACCGUAUUGUUUGGGCAACUUUUCUCCCACCAUUGUCGAUGCCUUUUUGGUACCACAACUCUACAAUGCACGUCGGUUCAAGGUGAACGUGGAAGAGGAAUUUCCCGUUUUGGCAGAGAUUGAAAGUCUCUGUGCCACGCAUCGCUGGUUUGUGUCGGCCCAUGCUGCCAAGCAAGUCGAUGCUGAAAGCUAG
Molecule: messenger RNA, 1455 nt
Organism: Seminavis robusta
Lineage: Eukaryota; Bacillariophyta; Bacillariophyceae; Naviculales; Naviculaceae
Source: the annotation of a GenBank genome assembly